UCGCUCCCGCACAUUUCUGCACGGCACGAGCGUAUCAACGCCUCCGACGUUAACAGAUGGAAGCUCUCAACAUGCCUGAAAGAGGCGAGACGAUCUCACGACAGACUUUCAAAACACUAUUGAUAAUUUAUGCUUUAGGAAAAUGGAAAGAUAAAUCUUGAAAAUUUUUUAUAAAUUACUCUAAGUAAAAUAGUGUUUUCUUUAUAAGAAAUAUGGCAAUUUAGUACGCUAUAUAGAAUAUUGCACAUUGGAGGUUAAGUUAAUCUUUGUUAAGAUGUUCAACAUUGCAAAACCGUGUUUAAAUAAACAUUUAAAAUUCCUUCAGUACCUGUGGCAACACAAUAAAUACAACACUUCAGUUGAUCCAAGCAAGACAAAACAGAAAAACUUACAAGCUAGGCAAAGAGAAAUCAUGGCACGUGGGCUACCAAAUAGAAAGCAAAUAAAAGAUGUGAAACAAAUUCUUCUAGUUGCCUCUGGCAAAGGUGGAGUUGGGAAAUCAACAACUGCAGUUAAUCUGGCAAUUGCAUUAAAAAUCAUAGAGCCAAAAAGGUCUGUUGGAUUGUUAGAUGCUGAUGUUUUCGGACCUUCUAUACCUGUAAUGAUGAAUAUACAUGAAUCACCAAUUAUAAAUUAUGAGAAGCUCAUGGAACCACUCAUAAAUUAUGGCAUAAAAUGUAUGUCAAUGGGCUUCUUAAUUGAUGAGAAAUCACCAGUAAUUUGGAGAGGACUUAUGGUGAUGGAUGCAUUGAACAAGUUGGUGAAUCAAGUAGCAUGGGGACCACUUGAUUAUCUAGUGAUUGACACACCACCUGGAACAGGUGAUACACAUCUUUCUCUUAUCCAGAAUCUCUUCAUCUCUGGUGCACUGCUAGUAACAACACCGCAGAAAGUCGCAUUGGAAGUAACCAGAAGAGGUGCAAACAUGUUCAAGAAGCUAGAUAUACCUGUUGCUGGCAUAGUGGAGAACAUGAGCACAGUCAUGUGUCCAAAGUGCAUGACUGAGGUACCUCUUUUCAAUAAUGACACAUUGUCAUUGGCCAAAGAGUUGGGUAUAAAUAUCUUACAGCAAAUACCAAUGCAUGAAAGCAUUGCAGAAGGUUCAGACAGUGGAAAACCAAUUGUAUUGUCAAUACCGAAAAGUAAGCAAGCACAGGCCUACAGAGAACUGGCAGAGCAUGUUGUUACGUUCCUGAAUGAACAAAAAAUAAGGACAAAUUAAUUUUCAGUUUAAUUUUUUUAUACUAGAAUGACAUCCUAUUCCUAAACAAAAUAUCUUAAUAUAUUAAUUAUUUUAAAAUGAAAA
Messenger RNA from Harpegnathos saltator (Jerdon's jumping ant), 1306 nucleotides. Its product is annotated as NUBP iron-sulfur cluster assembly factor, mitochondrial. Bases 275 to 1222 code for a protein of 315 amino acids. The transcript is spliced from 4 exons. Lineage: Eukaryota; Metazoa; Arthropoda; Insecta; Hymenoptera; Formicidae. Gene Ontology annotation, molecular function: 4 iron, 4 sulfur cluster binding; ATP-dependent FeS chaperone activity; ATP binding. Gene Ontology annotation, cellular component: mitochondrion. Gene Ontology annotation, biological process: mitochondrial respiratory chain complex I assembly; iron-sulfur cluster assembly. The record is from RefSeq and is a predicted model, not a curated record.